Messenger RNA from Trichoderma reesei QM6a, 3057 nucleotides. RefSeq lists its product as uncharacterized. NCBI's taxonomy places the organism in Eukaryota, Fungi, Ascomycota, Sordariomycetes, Hypocreales, Hypocreaceae. Bases 1 to 3057 code for a protein of 1018 amino acids. The transcript is spliced from 4 exons. Gene Ontology annotation, biological process: mitochondrial respiratory chain complex IV assembly. The record is from RefSeq and is a predicted model, not a curated record. Gene Ontology annotation, cellular component: extrinsic component of mitochondrial inner membrane.
AUGGAGCCCGCGCUGCGUCGAGCGGCUCACAGCCUGUGCGGGCGCUGCUCGGCAUCGCUGCGUCGGCAGAUUACUGCCGGGGGAGCGCUGAGGCCGUGGGCGCAAGUGCCGAUCCGGAGCGUCCAUUCGUGCAAGUCGGCAGACAGCAAGCGGACGAUUGCGGCAUCCAAGCUGACGACGUCUGCUCGCGAAUACUCUUCGGAGGCUUCUGCGGCAGGAAAGGCUGCGCCAGCUACGCUUCGGUUAAGCCAGGAUGAUUUGUUUCACCCCUUCUCCGAAUCGCCAGUUCCCGAAUUCCGGCGUCGAGCCGCCUUCAUGAGACAGCAUGCAUACUGCCCUCACCCGGACCACAAGCAUGUCAGAGCUCCGAUCGAUGCGUCAGCCGUCAGUGAUGCCGCUCCGGCUACCGGGGGGGACAUGCCUCCUGCGAAUGUGGACUUUGAGUGCCCUGAUUGUGGCAUUGCUGUGUACUGCAGCAAAGAGCACUGGAUGGAUGAUUAUGAGAACCACUUGAAGAUCUGCGAUACCCUCCGGCAGAUCAAUGAAGACGAGCACGAUCUCCGGUCUGGCAGAGUGUUCCAUGAGGGUAACCUCCCCGACCUCCAGAUGGAGAAUGCUGCGGUCAAUAUGACGAACUGGGACACGUUCAUGUACACUCGAGAGUUCGAAGCGGUGGACUCGGACCGAUCUAUGAGGCAAAUCACUCGCCUCCUUACGUAUCCGAUUACCAUCGGCAGUGUUCUCCACGAGCUGAGCCCCUACACUAUCCAGAAAGGAGGACGUUUGACGGUCGAGGGACUGAAGAGCUUCAGCGCUUUGAGAUACAAUCUGCACAUACCAAGAUCUGGACGUGGUGCUGGCGUCAACCAGCUUCGCCCGGAACCCCCACCAGUGAGGCUCUUUAUUCUCGGUGCACGAGCCGAAUCGUCUCUUCCGCGACCGAUAUGGGUGCAGCUGGCUCAUCUGUUCCCCGAAUCACGAUUGCACCUCAUCUUCAUCGGACCGGAGAGCAUGGCCAACCGGGAUGACGAGUUCCCAUUGCCUGAACGCACGCCCUCAAACCCGUUCGGUACCGUGGUGGAAGACCGGGUAUGGUACAACAUGAAGAUAAGCACCAUUGUGGAUUACUACCAUACCAUUCACAAGACGGGCCAUUUUGCGCCCUACGAUCCUUACUUUGACUGCUUCGUCCUGUUCCACCCCGGACUGGGCCAUCCCGCCAGCAGCCACGACUGGGAAGAAACCUUGCCCUUGCUGUUGGAGACCAAGGUGCCAAUCAUCAGCACAGGAUAUACCGAGGUCGACGUGAAGCGUGACGUCGAGUGGGUGAAGAAGAAGUCAGGAGGGGAGUUUGACAUGCUGCUGGAACCUGGAGAGAACAUCUUCCGGAGUCUGCGAUGGGACCUUGAUGACAUGGACCCCCAAGAUAUCACCUGUGGUAACUGGGGCGUUUGGGCAUUCCGAGGAAAGAGGAUGCACAUGUGGGGGCUCCAGCUGGGUGCUUGCGCUGUGCAGGUGCAGCAGCGUCAGACCGAUCCGUUCCAGCUGCAUGCGACAUGCGAACCCCAGACCCGCGACCCAACAGCGGCCCAACUUAACCUCAACGACGUCCAGCCUCUUUCUGCCGCUUCCGACUUCUCUCUCUCUCUCUCCCUCUCUCUCGUCACCGCUGCUCCGCUCCGUUUCGCGCUUCUCGACCCGUCUCCGUCAUCCGCCGCCUCCUCGAUCCCGCCCCUUGCAGCGCGCAAUGAUCCUCAGACAACGCCGCUCGACUCGCCGGCCAUGAAUGCCGCCUCCGCUUCAGCUCCCCUCGCUCCCAGAGCCGCGGCGAGGCCCAAACAGGCGGCCGCCUCUCCGUCUCCCGAUGCCGGUGCCGGUAAUGUCGCAGAUCGCCGGAGCAACCGUGCCGCGCCCGUUGACCCGCUGUCCGACCGGGCCACGCUGAACCUCAUCCGCCGGACGCUGUGCCCGCAGCACCUGGGAGACAAGACCCGUGAUGCCCAGCCCGCCCUCCAGGACCUGCUGCCGCCGCUGACGAGCCGCAACGAUGUCGACCUGCAGCUUUACGCCUUCCUGGCCAUCAUCAUGCGCGACUUUGUGCAGAGCUGGUAUGGCAAGAUCACCACAGACGAGACCUUUGUGCCUGAGAUUCUCCGCAUCAUAGCACACUGCACCACGGCGCUGGAGCAGAGGCUAGUAGUGGUGUGGCGAUGCCCUACGGUUUUUGGAUCUGCCACUGACCGGGUCGCAGCUCGCCGCGUGGCCUCUCGCUCUGCCCUACAACCGUCCAUGGAUGCUGAUCCCCGAGAGAUCUAUCACUCCAUAUCCCCCUUACCCUUUCUCUCCCCCGUACCUCGCCCGGACAAUGGCACAGCCGUGGAGCUGCAGCGGCAGAACGAGGCGACGUAUCGCCAGUUACUAGUCCAAGCCGUUUUGGCCAUCCUGCUCCCGACUGAAGAUCUGGAGAAUCCUUGUCUGACGGCUCUCGUGGAGCAGAUCCUGUCCGAGCUCAUCAUCGGCAAUGUGAUUGCGGGCAAAGCAUCCCAGCCAUGGUUGCUCUAUGAGGCUAUCUGCAUAUCCGCAAGGUCAUUGGGUGAGCAGAAAGCCAGAACAAAGGCAAGGAUCGUGACUGGGACGGAACAACCAUCGCCAUCUUCAUCGGACCUUGGCCAGGAUGCGGCCAAGUCGCCCAAGUGGACGGUUCACGGGGUGUUUGUCUUGCUCAUUCACUUGGGCAUUCUCUUCUUCAAUGCAGUCAGGUUCAUGGCGGGUAUAUUGGCGGAUUCUAUAUCCCUGCCGCCUAGAACGGCGCUUCAUCUCGAUGAGGAAGCCGCAGACUACGUUCACGACGACAAACGACGACUACUAACUACGGAUACGAACCUCGGCCGCGCCAAAGUACCAGUACUUUCCUUCAAGCUCUGGUCAUGUCUUGGAAACCUGAUUGAGCUGGAACAGCGGAAGCCCUGGCUGGGCGGCUUCAUAUCGCUACUACGGACGGCGGCCAUUCAUGGGCCAUGGCGCAUUGCGGGGCUUGAUGGCCCUCUUGACAGGUAA